Amoebophrya sp. A120 is the source of this 381-nucleotide messenger RNA. Lineage: Eukaryota; Dinophyceae; Syndiniales; Amoebophryaceae. The record is from the annotation of a GenBank genome assembly.
AUGCUACACCAUCUUCUGCACCCGGGGGAGAACAAGCAGCUGGUGAGCAGCAUACUGGGAAAGACAACGAAGGACAGGCUCCUGCGGCCGGACCAGGACCAUCAGAAGAGCAUAAAGAUCAGCCACCCGGACCCGCUGCGCAGGGAGAUGAAGAACACAAGAAAGACGUCGCAGAGGUUGACUCUCCUCCCCCACCUCCCUCACCAGAAAUGGCUCCUCCGGCCACGGACGACGCUCAAACCACCAAGGAUUUGGGCGCCGCCCCCGAGGAAAACGAUACCGAAUCCAAGGACGACACCAAGGCCGAGAAUGGGCAGGCAACCAGCCCGCUGGACUCGAAGCAAUCCGCCGCCGAGGACGUGCGCAAAGACGGCGUUCUGA